Molecule: messenger RNA, 1308 nt
Organism: Mycosarcoma maydis (corn smut)
Lineage: Eukaryota; Fungi; Basidiomycota; Ustilaginomycetes; Ustilaginales
Exons: 6
Coding region: 1-1308 (435 amino acids)
Molecular function (GO): nucleotide binding
Source: RefSeq, a predicted model, not a curated record
AUGUCAAUCGGAGAAACUAGUCGACCCGUCACGCUAGCCAUCAUUGGCGCUGGUCAGCGUGGUAGUGCUUAUGCUGCAUAUGCGGCAAAGUACCCCGACUUAUGCAAAGUGGUUGCAGUGGCGGAUCCGUGGAAGUUUCGUCGCGAAAAGAUGAGCAAGAUGCACAAUGUACCGAAAGAAAACCAGUAUGAUGGCUGGAAGAGCUUCUCUGAGGCAGGCAAGAUUUGCGACGCUGUCGCGAUCUGCACUAUGGACGAUACGCACGCCGAAGUGGUGAGCGUAUUUGCACCGCUUGGAUAUCACAUCCUUUGCGAAAAGCCAAUGGCGAACUCGAUCAAGGACUGCGUAACCAUGGUCAACAGCGUCCGUGACACGGAUCUCAUCUUCGGUAUUGGCCACGUAAUGCGUUACUCUCCCUACAACCGCGCAGUCAAAGAGGUGCUCGAGUCGGGCAUCCUUGGAGAUAUCAUCAACAUCCAGCACAUCGAACCCGUAGGAUGGCAGCACUUUGCGCAUUCGUACGUACGCGGCAACUGGCGAAACGAGGCGACGACGAGCUUCUCUCUGAUGGCCAAGUGUUGCCACGAUCUGGAUAUCCUUUCGUACUACAUGGGCAAGGAUGCUCCCAGGAGGGUCUCGUCGUUUGGCUCGCUAGCACAUUUCAAGCCGAGCAAGAAGCCAAAGGAGGCUGGAAACGCCAAGAGAUGCACAGACUGCGCAUACGAGCGAAAGUGCCCGUACAGCGCCAAGAAGAUCUACCUUGAGCCUGUCAUGAGUGACGCCGAGGACCCCGAACGUUGGGCGCAACAUAUCACCGAUGUGGUCGACAUUGAAAAUGUGGGCAAAGCCAUCGCAGAGGGACCGUAUGGGCUUUGCGUUUACAACGGACAGAACGACGUUGCCGACAACCAAGUGGUCAACAUCGAGUUUGAAUCAGGCGCUACGGCUAGUAUCACCAUGGUCGCUUUCUCCGAGGUGGUGUGCAACCGAUCUACACGCAUCCAUGGUACUCGCGGCGAAUUGAUUGGCAACAUGGAGUCGUUCACCGUGUUUGACUUUUCGACGCAGGAAAAGAAGACGGUGACGCCAGAGCACGAAGGAGGAGGUCACGGAGGUGGAGAUCUGGGCUUAGCAAGGGCCUUCGUCAAGGCAGUGGCCGACAAGGAUGCCAAACAUUUGGGCGUGACACCAGAGGACGUGCUAAGGAGUCAUCUGAUGGUGUUCGCGUCCGAGGCAUCUAGAAAGCAGAGCAAGGUGAUUGACUAUGUCGAGUUUGAGAAGGAGCAAAAGGCCAUGUACAGCAAGUGA